AUGCGCCAGCGUGGUGAAUCACUUACUCACCUCAAUACCGUGGCGCCGGUACCCAUCGAACUAACCGACGGGACCGCCUCAGCAAGCAAUUUCAACGAGUCAUCAAGAAUUACAGAUGUGCUUGUGGGAGACUACCAUAUCAUAUCCGGCGAGUCAGCACCGCAAUAUGUCGUUUGGUCUAUACGGAUAGUUUUAAACGGUGCUUCCCACUCGCUGAUUGUGCUCUACAAACGGUACAGUGACAUUGAAAAGUUCAGAACACUGCUUGUGGAGGCCUUUCCCAAGGACCUGAUACCACAGCUUCCGCCAAAAGACAAUUUCAGCCUUCUGCGUCUCUGGUUUUCAGACGCUUGGCUAGAGACUCGCCGGAAGGGUCUACAAUGGUUCAUGACCAAUGUGCUACUACAUCCAAAGUACCAACACAGUCCGGUGAUAACACAAUUUGUACUUGAGCAGACGGCGCGGUAG
Candidozyma duobushaemuli is the source of this 468-nucleotide messenger RNA. RefSeq lists its product as uncharacterized. Gene Ontology annotation, molecular function: phosphatidylinositol-3-phosphate binding. Gene Ontology annotation, biological process: autophagy; cytoplasm to vacuole targeting by the Cvt pathway. Gene Ontology annotation, cellular component: phagophore assembly site. The record is from RefSeq and is a predicted model, not a curated record. Lineage: Eukaryota; Fungi; Ascomycota; Pichiomycetes; Serinales; Metschnikowiaceae. The transcript has a single exon. The coding region runs from base 1 to 468 and encodes 155 amino acids.